Molecule: messenger RNA, 609 nt
Organism: Linum trigynum
Lineage: Eukaryota; Viridiplantae; Streptophyta; Magnoliopsida; Malpighiales; Linaceae
Source: the annotation of a GenBank genome assembly
AUGAAGACCCAACUUGAGAACCUGGGUCUGGAUUACCAGGCGCCCGCUUUUCGCGGCAGGGUGCCCUCUCGCUCGAAGAAAGGUGCUUCGAAGAGAGGAAAGAUCAAGUCUUCCUCCACCGGAGCAGCGACUCAGGUUGAAGCGGAUGCGCCUGCCGCCUCGGCAAGCAAAGGAAAGGGGCGUUCAAGCCCACGAAGGAUCAAGCCUCAGAAAGUACCAAGCGCCCCUCUCGUAGAGGAAGAGAGUGUUCCUGCUAGCUUUCAACCAGAGGAGGGGGCGCUUGCUGUUGACGUUCCCUCUGUUCCCGAGUUGGAUAUCGAUGACGUCCUCCUUGGGCAAAAACUCAGGAGGAAGGUCGAAGGUGAUGCCUCGGCGCAGAGCAAGAAGCAGCGCACAAGCGCGGAGGCGCAAGUGUCAGAGUUCGUGGAAAAGUGGCUGCAAUCGCCCAUGCAUAGGGUCGAGAUUGCCUUUUCGGACAGAUCUGCAUUGGAGAGGGGCCCUGCGCUUGGGUUUGCCUUUCACGCAGCCCAGGUUCUGAGGUCGCCUAGCGACGUUCAAGUAUGCGCCUAUCUUGCCUACUUCCCUCUCGACUUGUGCACGUGUUACUGA